CGCGUAGAAAGUGCUGUGCGAAGGCUGGGAAACCUGACGUCCAGUUGAUAGACAGAAGGAUGCCUGAACCUGCGAAAUCUGCCCCUGCCCCUAAAAAGGGCUCCAAAAAGGCUGUAACCAAGACUCAGAAGAAGGGGGAUAAGAAAAGGCGCAAGACCAGGAAAGAAAGUUAUGCUAUUUAUGUGUAUAAAGUAUUGAAACAAGUCCAUCCGGACACUGGCAUUUCCUCAAAGGCAAUGGGUAUUAUGAAUUCGUUUGUGAACGAUAUCUUCGAGCGCAUUGCUGGCGAAGCUUCGCGCCUUGCCCAUUACAACAAGCGCUCUACCAUCACGUCCCGAGAGAUUCAGACGGCCGUACGCCUGCUUUUACCGGGCGAGUUGGCAAAACAUGCCGUUUCCGAGGGCACGAAGGCUGUGACGAAGUACACGAGCUCUAAGUGAAAGUAAGAGCACAAGAUGGACUAAACGGAGGAGAUGCCCACGUUUCUAUAAAGAGGACAACGGAAAUGAUCUGUUUGAUAUCGCAUGAUAGUCCGGGAUUCUUGUUCGUCUUGCGCAAAUAGAGCCUGAUAUAUUUUUUGGAAGGACGUUAAAAAUGUGUUCUGCACUCAUACGCGUGCUUUCCUUUUAAGCAGUGUGAAUUGCUUUCUCUUCCGAUUGUAUGGCCAAAUUUUGUUUUAAUUGUUCCUGUCUUAAUUCAUAACAUAUUUGCAUGUAUGAAGGCUUGCAUAAGGUUGUCACACGACGACCGCGUACGCUGUACCCCAAAUUCUGGAGGUGAAGGGGUGCGCAUAUUAACGUGAUGUGGUUCCAACCCGAAAGCCUAAGGACAGAUGUUAAAAUAAUAUGCUGUAUUGUUCGGAUUAAAAACAAAAUAAACAAACCAUGUCAUAUUCAUGAACAUCUCACAACGAUCUUGUCACCUAGGAUAAACGAAAUAAACACAAUGGCUCUUGUUAACUCCAA
This is a messenger RNA of Electrophorus electricus (electric eel), 965 nucleotides long. It is a transcript of the gene hist2h2l, whose product is annotated as histone 2, H2, like. Gene Ontology annotation, molecular function: structural constituent of chromatin; DNA binding; protein heterodimerization activity. The record is from RefSeq and is a predicted model, not a curated record. NCBI's taxonomy places the organism in Eukaryota, Metazoa, Chordata, Actinopteri, Gymnotiformes, Gymnotidae. Gene Ontology annotation, cellular component: nucleosome.